Molecule: messenger RNA, 3802 nt
Organism: Anolis carolinensis (green anole)
Lineage: Eukaryota; Metazoa; Chordata; Lepidosauria; Squamata; Anolidae
Gene: mul1
Product: mitochondrial E3 ubiquitin protein ligase 1
Exons: 5
Coding region: 620-1639 (339 amino acids)
Biological process (GO): organelle organization; protein ubiquitination
Cellular component (GO): mitochondrion
Molecular function (GO): ubiquitin-protein transferase activity
Source: RefSeq, a predicted model, not a curated record
CUAUUAUAAUUAGCAUGGGGGUGAUAGGAAUAAUUAACUCCCAUUAUUUUAUUAUUACAAACACACAUGACGGCAAUCUAUUAUAAUUAGCAUGGGGGUGAUAGGAAUAAUUAACUUAUAUUAUUAUUAAUAAUAAAUAUUACAAAUGCACACAUUAUGCCAAUCUAUUAUAAUUAGCAUGGGAGUGAUAGGAAUAAUUGACUUCCCUUAUUAUUACACACACAUAAUUAUCUCACACAUGUACACACAACAUAGUAAGUCCCAACAAUAUAUUAUGAAUCCUAUAUAGUCCAAAAAAAGUAACUUUUUUCCAGGCUUUAUAUUCGCUUUCUUUAGCCACUCUUUUGACAAGGGAGUAGACAGACAUAAUUAACUCAGAAGUGUUGCAUCCAACGUCACUAAAUCCUUAGGCAAAGUCUAUGGGCCACAUGGCGCUGUUUCUCUAUGGCGGGAGGAGGCCGCUCUAGCCUUCCAUCUCGAUGGUGGGAAGCUCCCUCCAAUGGCGCUCCCCUGACGUCACUAGGGGGCGGGGCCAAACCCCUUUUAAUCCCGGAAGUGUGAUCAGAUCAGCGUGUUUCUUAGCAACUCAGCCCCCUUGUCUAUCAGUCUAUCAUCAGCCAUGGACGUGGGCUCGGGACCCCCUUCGACGGGGCAAGUCGUGCUCUUGGCCACCAGCUCGGCCCUCUCCGCCCUCCUCUACGCCCUGUACCGGCACAAAGCCAAAGCCGUCAGCAGCCUCAAGGGAGCCAAAAAAGUCAAUUUAGACCAAGAUCUGAAGCCUUUCCUGAUGGAAGCUCCAGGGAAGUGCGUCCCUUACGCCGUGAUCGAAGGUGUUGUUUGUUCCGUGAAAGAGACCCUGAGCAGCCAAUUUGUGGACGAUUGCAAGGGAGUGAUUCAGCGGCUGACGCUGCGGGAGCACAAAGUGGUCUGGAACCGGACCACACACCUCUGGAACGAUUCGGAAAAGGUCAUCCACCAGAGGACCAACAGCAUGCCCUUUGACCUGGCCCCCCGAGAGGUGGGGCGUGAGGUGGCCGUGCGUGUCUGGCGGCCCUUGGAGGCGGUGGAGCUGAGCCUGGAGCCGGUCUACGAGCGGUUCCACCCUUCGGCCCAGUCCUUUGCGGACGCCGUGGGCCACUACAUCAGCGGGGAGCGGCCCAAGGGCAUCCGGGAGACGGAGGAGAUGCUGCGCGUGGGGGCCUCCCUGACCGGCAUCGGGGAGCUCGUCCUCGACGGCGACGGCGCCCUCCGCCUCCAGCCCCCCAAAGCGGGCCUGCGCUACUACCUCUCCGGCCUGGGCUUCGAGGCCUUGCUGCGCAAGCAGGAGUCCAGCCUGCGCCUCUGGAGGCUCCUGGCGCUCGGCUGCGGACUGGUCGCCUGCGCCGCGCUCUUCUUCGUCCUCCGCAAGCAGCUCCGGUGGCGGAAAGAGAAGCGGCGGAUGCGGCGGGACCCCAAGGCCUCCGGGGGGGAAGCCGGCGCUCCUUGCGUGGUCUGCAUGGCCCGGGAACGCUCCUGCGCCUUCCUCGAGUGCGGACACGUCUGCGCCUGCCUCCAGUGCUACGCCGCCCUGCCCCGCCCCCCACGCUGCCCCGUCUGCCGGCGGGAGAUCGCUAGGGCCGUCCCGCUCUACAACAGCUGAGGACCGACCCCGGAACCCCCUUCUUCUCACCAUCGGAUAUGGGAAUUAUGGUUUCUUUCUUCUUGAAACGGCCUCCGGAACCCCUUCUUAUCCCUAUAUCCACCCUGAGUACCCCUGGAACUGGCCCCGGAACGGACCCCGGAACCCCUCCAUCACACCAUUGGAUAUUGGAAUUAUGGUUUCUUUCCUCUUGAAACGGCCUCCAGAAUCCCUUCUUAUUCCGAUAUCCACCCCGAGUCACCUCGGAACCGACCCCGGAACGGACCCCGGAACCCCUUCUUCUCACCAUCGGAUAUUGGAAUUAUGGUUUCUUUCUUCUUGAAACGGCCUCCGGGACCCCUUCUCAUCACUAUAUCCACCCAGAGUCACUUCGGAACCGACCCCGGAAUGGACCCCGGAACCCCUUCUUCUCACCAUCGGAUAUUGGAAUUAUGGUUUCUUUCUUCUUGAAAUGACCUCCGGAACCCAUUCUUAUCACUAUAUCCACCCUGAGUACCCCUGGAACUGGCCCCGGAAUGGACCCCGGAACCCCUCCAUCACACCAUUGGAUAUUGGAAUUAUGGUUUCUUUCUUCUUGAAAUGACCUCCGGAACCCAUUCUUAUCACUAUAUCCACCCUGAGUACCCCUGGAACUGGCCCCGGAAUGGACCCCGGAACCCCUCCAUCACACCAUUGGAUAUUGGAAUUAUGGUUUCUUUCCUCUUGAAACGGCCUCCAGAAUCCCUUCUUAUUCCGAUAUCCACCCCGAGUCACCUCGGAACCGACCCCGGAACGGACCCCGGAACCCCUUCUUCUCACCAUCGGAUAUUGGAAUUAUGGUUUCUUUCUUCUUGAAACGGCCUCCAGAACCCCCUCUUAUCACUAUAUCCACCCAGAGUCACUUCGGAACCGACCCCGGAAUGGACCCCGGAACCCCUUCUUCUCACCAUCGGAUAUUGGAAUUAUGGUUUCUUUCUUCUUGAAAUGACCUCCGGAACCCAUUCUUAUCACUAUAUCCACUCCGAGUACCCUCAGAACCGACCCCGGAACGGACCCCGGAACCCCUUCUUCUCACCAUCGGAUAUCGGAGGAAAAUACGGACAAAUUAUGGUUUCUUUCUUCUUGAAACGGCCUCCGUAUCUCCUUAUCACUAUAUCUGCCCUGAGUCCUCUUGGAACGGACCCCGGAACGGACCCCAGAACGGAUCCCGGAAUGGACCCCGGAACCCCUUCUUCUCACCAUUGGAAAUCGGAGGAUAAUUUGGACGAUUUACGGGUUCUUUCUUCUUGGAACGGCCUCUGGAACCCCUUGUUAUCACUAUAUCCACCCAAGUCCCCUUGGAACCGACCCUGGAACGGACCCCGGAACCCCUUCUUCUCACCAUCAGAUAUUGGAGAAUAAUUCAGACGAAUUACGGGUUCUUUCUUCUUGAAACGGUUUCCGGAACCCCUUCUUAUUACUAUAUCCACCCCGAGUCCCCUCGGAAUCGAGCCCGGAACGGACCCCGGAACCCCUUCUUCACACCAUCGGAUAUAGGAGGAUAAUUGGGACAAAUUAUGGGUUCUUUCUUCUCGAAAUGACCUCCGGAACCCCUUCUCAUCACUAUCGGGGAGACAGGGUGGAAUGUAAACAAAGUUUAUUAUGAUAGGAGAUUGGAGGAUAUUUUGACCGAAUUAUGGAUAUUUUUUUCUCUCCCCAAAAUGGAUUUUGGACCACCUUUUUCUCACCAUCAGCUAUUGGAAGACACUUCGGACAAAUUAGGCAAUUAGAGGAUACUUUGGCUGAAUUAUUGAUAUUUUUCUCUCUCUCCAGAACGGACUCCGGAACCCGUUCUCUUUCCCAUCGGAUAUUGGAGGACACUUCGGACACAUUACAAAUAAAAGUUUGUGUGUGUCGAAAAUGUUUUAUUUUUGGCUUUUCCCUUGUUUGAUGGAGAGUGAAGGAUCCCCAGUUUGGGUGGGAUUUCCACCCAGUUCCCAUUAUAGUUUUCACGGAUUCGCGGUUUUUCAAUAAACUCUAAAAGACUAUUAUGAAUCAUAAAAAAUUACAAUUUUCAGCCUACGGAAGAAGAGAAAAGGGAGGAGAAGGAGGCGAUUUAUCAACACACGAUGGGUUGGUAAAGACUUAAAAUAGUGUUUAAAACAAUGUAUAAAUAUUAAAAUAAAUAUAGUGUCCCUACUUUGC